AUGGCGAUGCAAGCAAAGACGGUGGAGCUAAAAGGUACCAAGAGCUACAACAAAAGCGGACGCAAUGCCAAGAAGCGCUCAGCCAGCAAUGCUGAGGAUGGUAAGAAGUCGUUUAUGGACCAGAAACUAGCUAAGAAGCAACGCAAAAUGCAGCGCCCGCACUACGAGAUGGUUACGCGUGCCAAGCAAAUUUGGAACGUCAUUCGCGAGCGCGAUGUGGAAAAGAACAAGCGUGCAAAGCUUGUGGAUGAGCUGUAUAAUUUAGUCAAAGGAAAGAUCUAUGACGUAGCAGCCAAGCAUGAUGCGUCGCGGGUCAUCCAGUCGCUCAUGCAGCACGGCAAACCUGAGCACCGCUCGCAGAUCGUGUUGGAGAUGAAAGAACAUUUGAUUGAUUUGGCCAAAAUGCAAUACGGUUGCUUUCUCGUGCAAAAAAUGAUCCGCUAUGGAAGCUUGGCGGACCGUGCGGCCAUUGUCAAGUGCCUCACGGGCCACGUGGUUCAAGUUGGCACGCACAAUAUUGCCGCCAAUGUGCUCGAAUAUUCACAGGAAUAUCUCCAGCCAUCACAGCUAACAGCGCUCAAGCUGGAGUUUUACGGUCGUGAGUUUGCCUACUUUCGCUCGGAAAGCAAACGCAACCUAGCGGACAUUAUUGCCACGCAUCCAGAAAAAAAGGCAGAUGUGCUCAAACAUCUCAGCAGCAUCUUGAGUCGCAUGAUCGACAAGCAGCUUCUUGGUUUGGCUUUCGUGCAGUCUCUUUUAUGGGAGUACAUAAGCAAUGCGGAGCACGACGACGUCAUGCAGAUGGUGGCCAAUGUUCGUGAUGCUUCGCUGGCGCUGCUUGCCACGCGCAACGGUGCUCGUGUGGUCAACAAGUGUAUUUCACUGGGUACGGCCAAAGACCGUAAGCGUAUUAUUAAGACGCUUAAGGACAAGGUGCUAGAGGCAUGCAACCACCCGAGUGGUUACCUCGUGAUCAUGCGCAUCUUGGAUGUGGUUGACGACUCUGUUCUUGUGCAAAAAUCUGUUCUGGCAGAGCUGAACAAUGAACUCUUUUCGAUUGCUACGCACCCAAGCGGACGAAAGGUUUUGUUGCAGCUAUUGAGCCCGUUGAACAAGAAGUACUUGUCUGCGGAUGAUCUUGUUCUACUCGAGCCACCCAUGCUGCCAUUACUGGAAGAUCCGACCGUCAUGGUGGUGAACUACAAGAAGGACCCGGACGCUCGUCGUGAAGAGUUGCUGAAGGGUUUGUUGCCAAAGCUCGAGGAGAUGAGCGUUCAGAAUGCAGCUGCCCUGAUGCGUUCGAAGGAGGGUCGUGACGUGAUUGUCGAGGUUGCUAAACGCAGUGAGAGCACGGAGCUAAGCGAUAGCGUGGCUGACGCUGUUUUUGCGGCGCCCAGCGUGGAGGAGACAGAGCCUCUUUACACUGACGCCAACGGUCACUUUGCUUUGCGUCGCUUGAUCAAAGAAACCUCGAUGGCAAGGUCUUUGCUUACAGCCGUCGAAGAACAGCUACCGCAGUGGGCAACGAGUAACCGUGGCUCUUUUGUAGUUCUAGCAUUCCUGGAGGCUCAACACGCCCCCAAGAAUGCUGUUGAGGUGGUGAAAAAGGCACUCAAGUCUUCAAUGGGAGACUUGAAAAAGCUAGUGGACACGCAGCAAGGCACUAAAUUACUUCUUGAGAAACUUCAAUAG
Messenger RNA from Peronospora belbahrii, 1692 nucleotides. Lineage: Eukaryota; Oomycota; Peronosporomycetes; Peronosporales; Peronosporaceae. The record is from the annotation of a GenBank genome assembly.